Jaculus jaculus (lesser Egyptian jerboa) is the source of this 3461-nucleotide messenger RNA. It is a transcript of the gene Mib2, whose product is annotated as MIB E3 ubiquitin protein ligase 2. Gene Ontology annotation, molecular function: protein binding; ubiquitin-protein transferase activity; zinc ion binding. Gene Ontology annotation, biological process: protein ubiquitination. The record is from RefSeq and is a predicted model, not a curated record. Gene Ontology annotation, cellular component: cytoplasm. The transcript has 20 exons. NCBI's taxonomy places the organism in Eukaryota, Metazoa, Chordata, Mammalia, Rodentia, Dipodidae. The coding region runs from base 458 to 3406 and encodes 982 amino acids.
CGCCUUUCGAUGUGCCCCUCUUUGCCGGAACGCGAGCACAUGCCCCAUCCCCUUUUGGAUAUGUAGAACGCCAGCCGGCCAUAUCUGUCCCUGGCUCCUGCACGUCACGCACCGGUCUUCUCGGUGUCCUCCGCCUAUCUCCUUCAACCCGCCCCGGCGUCAAGGUUGGAUCUCUUGGGGCGGAACCUCAGCCCGGAGGAGGCCAGUCCCAAGUCUCCCAGCUUCAGGGCUGCUGCCUGAUUCUCAAGGAGGGUGGGUGACAGUGGACCGCAGACAGCCUGGCUCCCUGCCUGCCUGCUUGGUUUGCUGUGUUCUGUGUUGGCAAUGGCUGCUAGCUUCCCACUGGAAGUUUUGGUGACUGAGCAAAUUUGUGGCCUGGCAAGUAGCAGCUAACUGCCUGGGAUGAAAAUUUGAGGCUGCCGUGUGUGCUCUGAGGUCCCUGAGCAGCCUCACCACAAUGGACCCAGACCCCCAGGCAGGUGUGCAGGUGGGCAUGCGUGUGGUGCGCGGCGUGGACUGGAAGUGGGGCCAGCAGGAUGGAGGUGAGGGCGGCGUGGGCACAGUGGUGGAGCUCGGUCGCCACGGCAGCCCUUCAACCCCCAAUCGCACAGUUGUUGUUCAGUGGGACCAGGGCACACGCACCAACUAUCGUGCUGGCUACCAGGGUGCCCACGACCUGCUGCUCUACGACAACGCGCAGAUAGGCAUCCGCCACCCCAACAUCAUCUGUGACUGCUGUAAGAAACAUGGGCUCCGUGGCAUGCGUUGGAAGUGUCGCGUCUGUUUUGACUAUGACCUCUGCACACAGUGCUAUAUGCACAACAAACAUGACCUCACCCAUGCCUUUGAGCGUUAUGAGACGGCUCACUCACGCCCGGUCACACUGAGUCCCCGCCAGGGCCUUCCUCGAAUUCCACUAAGGGGCAUCUUUCAGGGAGCAAAGGUAGUACGAGGCCCCGACUGGGAGUGGGGCUCACAAGAUGGAGGGGAAGGGAAGCCAGGCCGUGUGGUAGACAUCCGUGGCUGGGAUGUGGAGACAGGCCGGAGUGUGGCCAGCGUGACAUGGGCAGAUGGGACUACCAACGUGUAUCGUGUGGGCCACAAGGGCAAGGUGGAUCUCAAGUGUGUCGGCGAGGCAGCUGGUGGCUUCUACUAUAAGGAACACCUCCCGAGGCUCGGCAAGCCAGCAGAACUGCAGCGUAGGGUGAGUGCUGAUGGCCAGCCUUUCCAGCGUGGGGACAAGGUCAAAUGUCUGCUGGACACAGACAUCCUAAGGGACAUGCAAGAAGGCCACGGUGGAUGGAACCCUAGGAUGGCAGAGUUUAUCGGACAGACGGGCACCGUGCACCGCAUCACAGACCGUGGGGACGUGCGUGUGCAGUUCAACCAUGAGACCCGCUGGACCUUCCACCCUGGGGCUCUCACCAAGCACAACAACUUCUGGGUGGGCGAUGUGGUCCGGGUUAUUGAUGACCUUGACACCGUGAAGCGAUUGCAAGCUGGACAUGGUGAAUGGACAGAUGACAUGGCCCCUGCCCUGGGUCGAGUGGGGAAAGUUGUGAAGGUGUUUGGAGAUGGGAACCUGCGUGUGGCUGUUGGUGGUCAGCGGUGGACCUUUAGCCCCUCCUGCCUGGUGGCUUACCGGCCUGAAGAAGAUGCCAACCUGGAUGUGGCUGAGCGUGCCAGGGAGAACAAAAGUGCGGCACCAGCCUCGGUGGCCAGUGGGAGGCAGGGAAGCCCCUGGCCAGCACUUACCUCAGCCCUGCCCUCAGGCUCAUUGAGCGUGGCCCUGGACAAGCUGCGGGCCCAGAAGAGUGACCCAGAGCACCCGGGGAGGCUGGUGGUGGAGGCCGCACUGGGAAAUGUGGCCAGGGCUCUGGACCUGCUGCGGCGGCACCCAGAGCAGGUGGACACCAAAAACCAGGGCCGAACUGCCCUACAGGUGGCUGCCUACUUGGGCCAGGUAGAGCUAGUGCGGCUGCUGCUGCAGGCCAGAGCAGGUGUGGAUCUGCCAGAUGAGGAGGGCAACACUGCACUCCACUAUGCAGCUCUGGGGAACCAGCCUGAGGCCACACGGGUUCUACUGAGCGCAGGGUGUGGGGCAGAUGUCCGCAAUGGCACCCGAAGCACAGCACUGCAUGUGGCUGUGCAGAGGGGUUUCCUGGAAGUGGUAAAGACCCUGUGUGAACGUGGCUGUGAUGUCAACCUGUCGGAUGCCCAUGCUGACACACCCCUGCACUCUGCCAUCUCUGCGGGGGCUGGUGCCAGCAGCAUCGUUGAAGUCCUCACUGAGGUGCCUGGCAUUGAUGUCACUGCCACCAACAGCCAGGGCUUCACAUUAUUGCACCAUGCAUCCCUCAAGGGCCACGUGCUAGCCGUCAGGAAAAUUCUGGCACGGGCACGACAGCUGGUGGAUGCCAAAAAGGAGGAUGGCUUUACUGCACUGCAUCUGGCUGCCCUCAACAACCACCGUGAGGUGGCCCAGGUCCUCAUCCGAGAGGGUCGCUGUGACGUGAAUGUACGCAACAGGAAGCUCCAGACCCCACUGCAUCUGGCUGUGCAGCAGGCCCACGUGGGGCUGGUACCUUUACUGGUGGAUGCUGGCUGCAGUGUCAACAGCGAAGAUGAGGAGGGAGACACAGCUCUGCAUGUGGCACUGCAGCGUCAUCAGCUGCUGCCCUUGGUGGCUGACAGGGCUGGGGGGGACCCAGGGCCUUUGCAGCUGCUGUCCAGGCUACAGGCCUCCGGCCUCCCAGGUAGCGCUGAGCUGACGGUGGGAGCAGCUGUAGCCUGUUUCCUGGCGCUGGAGGGCGCAGAUGUGAGCUAUGCUAACCACCGCGGCCGGAGUCCACUGGAUCUGGCUGCUGAGGGCCGAGUGCUCAAGGCCUUGCAGGGCUGUGCCCAGCGCUUUCGGGAGCGACAAGCAGGCAGCAGUGGGGGUGGGGCCCCAGGCCCCAGACAUGUGCUCAGCACACCUAACACCGUGACGAACCUGCAAGUGGCUGGCACGUCGGGGCCAGAAGCCGCUGAGUGCCUGGUGUGCUCCGAGCUGGCGCUGCUGGUUCUGUUCUCGCCCUGCCAGCACCGCACAGUGUGUGAGGAGUGUGCACGUCGGAUGAAGAAGUGCAUCAGGUGCCAGGUGGUCAUCAGCAAGAAGCUGCGUCCAGAUGGCUCGGAGGUGGCGAACGCCGUCCCCGUGCUCGGCCCGCCAAGGCAGCUGGUGGAGGAGCUGCAGAGCCGCUAUCGGCAGAUGGAAGAGCGCAUCACCUGCCCCAUCUGCAUUGACAGCCACAUCCGUCUGGUAUUCCAGUGCGGCCACGGCGCGUGCGCGCUUUGUGGCGCCGCGCUCAGUGUCUGCCCCAUCUGCCGCCAGCCCAUCCGCGACCGCAUCCAGAUCUUUGUGUGAGCUCACGCAGCGCUCGGCGGCCCAUCUCAGAGCCUCCUUCACAAUUUAUUUUUGU